This is a messenger RNA of Didymodactylos carnosus, 1983 nucleotides long. NCBI's taxonomy places the organism in Eukaryota, Metazoa, Rotifera, Eurotatoria, Philodinida, Philodinidae. The record is from the annotation of a GenBank genome assembly.
AUGAAUAAUUCAUACAUUCGUCUUUAUAUUACAUUUAUUUUUUUAUCAGUUUACUUCGUUAUUAAUACACAAAGUGAUUCCCUUUCUACUUUGGAAUCAACUAUAAUUGCUCAUGGUGGACAAGUGUUGCGAAUAACUGAUCCUCAAUACAAAGCAGCAGCCACUCUUCAUAAUAGAGCAAUACAAAUAUGGCCCGAUCUCAUAUUACGUCCUGCGACUUAUGAUGAUGUUUCAUUAGCACUUUCAACACUUUCUUCUCUUCAAAUACCUAUUCGUAUAAUGGGAGGUCGACAUAGUUACGGCGGUUAUUGUAGUCAUCAAGGUAUAGUUCUUGAUUCUGCACUUCUAAAAGGCCUUAAAAUUGAUUUGGCAACUGAAACGGUAAUUAUGCAAGCAGGUGUUAUAUGGGACGAUGUUUAUAGAGCUUUAAAUGGAUCUGAAUAUGUUGUACUGGGUGGAUUAUGUCCAACAGUAGGUGUUGUAGGUUUUGCAUUAGGCGGUGGUUAUAAUGCGAUGUAUAGUCGUUCGUUUGGUCUUGCAUCCGAUAAUGUCCUUAACUUUACAGUAGUAUUAUACAAUGGAAGUGUUGUGACGGCAUCAUCUAAAACUAACUCAGACCUAUACUGGGCACUUCGUGGUGGUGGAGGUGGAAAUUUUGGUUAUGUUGUAGAAAUGACACAAAAAAUACAUCGAAUCAAUGAAACAAAACUGCCAAAUGGUCAAUUUUCAUUUUUAAAUAUUACUUGGGUAAAGGCAGAUACCAGAACAGCUCUUACCAAUUGGUUGACAUUUUUAAAAGAGGUUGGUGAUACUGAUACUCGUAUUUCUUUCAAUGUAAUUGUGAUUGUUAACGGGGGAAGUGACGUUCUUAUGAUGUACUGUUCAUUCAACGGGCCACACGUAGAAAUUGACUCAGUGUUUGGACUGUGGUUGUCACAAAAUCCGAAACCAACCUUUUUCAACGUGUUCAACUAUACACAAUCUGAUAUAAGUAGAGAACUGGGUAUUCCAUUUCCUGUAGUAAACCGAGAACAUGUUUUAUCGGCUAUGGCUAUUAAUAUCACUGACGCUAUGUUGGAUGUUAUUUUGGAAUUUCAACCAAAUUCUACUGCUGAAAUUGGAUCAUGGACGGAACUCAUUUAUCUCAAUAAUGCGAACAAAGAUAAAGAUACAGCCUACGCUUUUCCUGAUAUUUCAUUUGAUAUUGCCCCAGGUGUUUCAUGGAAGAAUCCCGAUACUGACCCUUAUGCAAUAGAAAUGAGUGAAAAAUUCCUACAGAAGUUAAUAGAUGCAGCAGCACCUACAAAAAGUAUUGUUGGAGCAUAUCUUAAUUAUAUUGAUCCAUAUUUACCAAAUUGGCAAACAAUGUACUAUCGUAAUCAUUGGGAUCGUCUGCGAGAGAUUCAAACAAAAUGGGAUCCGACAUGGUAUUUUCGCUUUCCACAGGGUAUUCCACCCUAUAAGCAACAGUCGAACGCAUAUAAAUUAACGAACAAAAACAUGGUUACUAUCGGUAGCCUCAUUAUGUUUUGUGAAACACGAUUAUUAAUGAUUGCUGAAGUAUAUAGCGAGGAAAGUGAACCAUUCCCCGGCCUUUUCAUAUUUAUGGAUCCUGACAAAGACAUCGAGGAAAUAACCAUGAUUAUGAAUGACCAAGUAGCAGCCUGGAACAGAGGUGAUAUCGAUGAAUUUAUGAAUGUUUACUGGAAAUCGGACAGUUUAGCAUUUAUUAACAAAAACGGAAUUAAAUAUGGCUGGAAAACCGUACUGGAUGAUUACAAACAAAGAUAUCCAAAUAAGGAUAUGAUGGGAAAACUUAUAUCUGGUAUUUUAAAAAUUGAAUUACAAUCUCCCGUUUCGGCUUUUCUUGUCGGCAAAUGGGAUUUAAAACGUAAAGAAAAUAAUGAUGUUGGCGGCUAUUUUACCCUGCUUUGGAAAAAAAUAGACGGAAAAUGGUUAAUAACGACGGAUCAUACCAGUUAA